This is a messenger RNA of Acanthoscelides obtectus, 362 nucleotides long. The record is from the annotation of a GenBank genome assembly. Lineage: Eukaryota; Metazoa; Arthropoda; Insecta; Coleoptera; Chrysomelidae.
AUGGAUGCUCCGAAUGAUCGGACUCCAACCAGGUGGCAGAGAACAGAACUCAACAAAAACUAUAAGAAUUGCUCCCCAUCAAGGCCGAAGGCGUCGAAAGAAAAAAUUAGUAAAACCAGUAUUUUGGAAACGAGUUCAUCGGAACUUCAACGGCACCUUUUAGGAGGAUUAAAAUCCACCCUCGAACCCCAGAGACAAAUUGGAGACAGUAAAGGCGAUGUCAGUAUACAGAUUCAAGAUAAAUGUGCCAUUUAAUAAGACUUCUUAUCUAGAAAAUUGCUUAUUUUUACGGUAAGCUUGGUGAUCUGAUAUUGAGGAAGUUCAAGCAAGUAUAAGUAAGUUCGGUUAUAUUCCGCAAGUAA